Molecule: messenger RNA, 2491 nt
Organism: Echinops telfairi (small Madagascar hedgehog)
Lineage: Eukaryota; Metazoa; Chordata; Mammalia; Afrosoricida; Tenrecidae
Gene: CCSAP
Product: centriole, cilia and spindle associated protein
Exons: 3
Coding region: 117-824 (235 amino acids)
Biological process (GO): regulation of mitotic spindle assembly
Cellular component (GO): axoneme; cytoskeleton; axon
Molecular function (GO): microtubule binding
Source: RefSeq, a predicted model, not a curated record
GGUCACUGUGAGUUGGAAGUAGAAAACAGUUGUUUUCUGGUAGAGCUUUUUUGAAAGAUCUCGGGGCUAGACAUACUUAGCACAGGGGAGGAGGGGAAGGGACUGGAUUAGGGAAGAUGCUUUGGUUUGCUGUUUUUCACUCUGUCCAGUACUAUAACUCUGUACAUGAACAUUGCUCCCUUGGCUUCUUCCUGAAUGUCCUUCCCUUCCUCUUCUUUAUAGAUCCAGAGAAGAGAAGAGGAAAGGAUGUGGACACGUCACUCAAAGGCACCUUUGAUCAACAAAAGGACUUAGGUCCUUGUGCUAAAGUAGAAUGUUGGCACCCCACCUCAUCCCCAAACAGCUGUCACAUGGGGUUUAAAGACACAGUGCUUGAUGAAUUGCCACGGGAAGAAGUGGAAGGAAAACCAGAACAGCAAACGGAAACAAAAGUAACUGAUAAACUACCCGGCGAACUCGAGUCUCGACAACAACCAAGUGCCUUGUUUUCUACAGAAAAUAGGAAAACAGCCAAACUCCCUCAAAGAUCAUGCAGCAAAAUAAAAGAAAACAAGCAUCCAUUUGCUCUUUAUGGCUGGGGAGAAAGACAGACAGACACAGGAAGCCAAAAAACUCACAAUGUCUGUGCGUCUGCCCCAGUGCAUGAGAUUCACGAAUCAGCACUACGAGCCAAGAACCGAAGACAGGUGGAAAAACGGAAACUGGUCACUCAGAGACAACGUGCCCACUCUGUGGAUGUGGAGAAAAACAGGAAGGCAAAGGCUUCCUCCUCAGAUAACCCGUGGAUGACAGAGUACAUGAGGUGCUACUCGGCAAGAGCGUAAAGGCACAGUUGCUUGGACAGCAUCUUUUUAAAAAGUACAAAUGCGGGGGUGGGCGGGACGAAAAUUAAAGAAAGAAAAAGCAAACCAUCAAGAGAAACCAGACACAAGUUUAAGAGCUCACCUGUUUUGCAAGGUUUUUCUUAGGGAAUUUAAAAGUUUGUUAUAUUUUGAUGAACCUUGGCUACCUACCUCAACAGUAGGGCAGACAGUUGAAGCCAUAGAUAGACAUUUAAAGCGACUCAUGAAGCUAAUUCCCUAAUCCUUGAUAUUCUUAUAGGGGUUUUGUUUUAAUGCAUCUGAAUCCUUUAAGAGACUGACACCAAAUGCCUUUAAGUGGCUAUGGAGGCUUGACAGUUAUGAUUUCUCUGAAAUUUCAGAUCAUCCCACCUGGAACUCCAUAGCUAGCCAGUUCGUCCUCUUGCAGUAUAAGGCUCAUCUAUUGUGUUCUGUUUUCUUUGUGAAAGAAUCGGUAAAUAUCAGGUAAAGACUGAGUUUCAGUUAUAGGGUAAUAAAACGAGAACUCUGGUGGUUCUUGAAAGAUUAAACUUAAUUGAAUUUCAGUUUAGCGUCACCUCAAAUUGUGCACCAUGGUAUUUGAAGAAUUAUUUGAGCUGAAUAAGGUUUACCUUUUCUCUUUAAAUGAUCACGUAGGCACUUAUUAGUUCAAAUACAUCUCAAUUAAUGAAGCAGCGGCGCAGUGUAUAUUUAGAGUAGUGCUGGAGUUUUACUUGAGUCAAAGACAUUAUCAGCUUCCUAAUUAACUUUUAUUUAUUUAUUUUAAAGAAUAUUAUAGGGGAUUAAUUACAUGCCACAGCCUGGCCUCAUGGCAUACACCUUCUCUGGGCUUUUGUUUCGUGUGUAGGAGCUGGCAAUGACAUUUAGAAACCAUCAUUUGAAAAAAAAAAAAAGAAACCAUAAUUUGAAGUUUUAUUUAUGCCUUUUGAAGUUUUAUUUUGUCAUUGGGGGAUAUAGGAAAAAUAUUAAAAUACCCAUUAGAAUGCUAAGAGGCUUCUCACCCUUACUUUCUCUUUUUCUUCUACAGAACUUAACAAUAAAAAGGUCUGGAUGGUGUACAAUAGUCAUAGUGUUGAUUAUAGAUAUUAUCUUCUGAUUCCCAGCUAACAGAUCUCAUACAGAAUCUCGUGUGAGAGAAGGGUGGUUGGUGUGUGUAGGCACAAAUGUAAUAAUUUAAAUAGAGUGUUACUUCUUUUUAUUAUGUUUGCCUUUGAGGUAGAAAUCUGGUUUUGAAAAUACUGGUUUCCAUCACAUGAGUAAAGUCCUCUCUACCUAGCAGAGACUGGAAUCUAUGAGGUGGGUGAAUGCUAGCAUUCCUUAGUAUCUGAAGAUAUGUGGAUGAAAAUUUAGUGUUAGAUUCAAGACCGAGCUUUUCUUUGAAGUUUUCCUCUAGGUCUUUGAAGUACUAUAGUCAAUUUUUAGAACACAAAACCCAUGCUGUCAUCUUAGAAAAAUGUAUUAAGUUUUGAAAACUAAUGAAUUAUGUUUUUUUUUAAAUACUUGCAUUGUGUUGAGAUGAAUUAUUUCAUGUUAGGAGCUCUUCUGAUCAUUGAAGUGUAUAUUUAUUAAAGGGGAAUUUUUAUUCUAUAUGUUAUCCAGAAUAACCUUGUUGGUCAUUUUGGUGUUACUACGAUUAAAGUCUUUAAACAUUG